AUGAGUUCACCGGUUAAAGGGGUUUCAUUGCCACAAUCCCCUGUUAAAGGAGGUACACCAACAAAGGUGCCUGGUACACCUGCGGACCUGACACAGUCCAAGAAGUCAAGUAAAACGUCCUCACCUACGAGAUCAACAGGUGAAGAAGUUCAACGCUUUGUCCAUCAAAAUUCUGAUGAUGAGGACUAUUACACGAAACCCGAUUUUAUCUAUGGCGGACCGUUUAUCACCGUGAAUAGACCAUCCCCAUUCUUAGAUACUAUGACGCCUAUGAAUUUGCCACUGCAAGGGACAUUUAAAAAGAGCUUCGCGUAUUUUUCUCUGAAAGACAGGAUACCAGUGAUAUUAACUAAAAUAAUCGAUUAUUUGUCGAGAGAUGGAGCCAAUAUUAAAUCUGCCAAUGGCGCGUCGGAGGAAGAUCUCAAUAACUUUAUGCAAUCUGUGGUCAAGUUGAAGAACGAUUUAGUGACGAAUAAAGAUUAUGAUCCAUUUACUCUAGAUACGCCUAAUGCUAAAAAAUGGAACAUUUGGAUUGAGAAUCAAGAUAAUAAGAAAUAUUUCAAUAAUACUUGGAUGUUCACCGAAUGUUAUUUGUACAGGAAGCUCAGAGAAGGUUGUGAAUUGACCAAAGGUUUACAGAAUUUCGAUUAUUUUGAAGAACAAAAGAAGAGUGCUUUUGACAACAACGUAGAAUUGAUGUGCAUUGUCGCUGACAAAAUGGUGAACAUGGUCCACAAGUCGGAAAAAGACAAACGGAAAGCUGACUUCGUAACUUUAUUGAAGAUAUGUCUCUGGGCGAAUAAAUGCGAUCUCUCCCUCUCCCUCGGGUCCCAAGUCAACCUAAUCCAAGCAGCCAAGGACGCCACUGAGAAACUACGCCUGAACCCUCCCCCGCCUCCUCCCCCUCCGAAGAAGGGUAAGAAGGGGAAGGGGCCCGCUAAGGACGCCGCGCCACAAGCACCUCUUGUCAUCAGCCACGAUCCUUUCCAAAUGAUUCUUGAUUUGAAGGAUAAGUUGUUGGUGGACGACACGUCUAAAAUAGCCGAUCAAAUCGUGAACAAAGCUGAUGCCAUGAUGAAGGCUGUCAAUGCGAACACGACGUUCAAGUUCAAAUGCAGUUGCCAUAGAUUGGCCACACUCGCCGGCGUGCCCUUAUGUAAACAAGAAGCACCUCCCACGGAAGAAGGGAAAGAAGCAACCCCUGAGAAGGAAGCGAAAGAAGGAAAAGAUAAGAAAGAAGCGACUCCUGAGAAAGAAGGCAAAGAAGGGAAGGAAAAGAAAGAAGAUGCUCCCAAACAAAUACCCUGUCCUGCUAAAAUGACUGUUCCUCAAGCUGUUAUGUUCGAUAUUGUAUGUGACAACACUGGGUAUGAGUUGUUCGCGGAUCUAUGUCUAGCGCACUUCUUGGUCGCACAGAAGAUAGUACAAAAGGUGAGAUUCCACGUGAAAGACAUGCCGUGGUUCAUCUCUGAUGUUACUGAAAAAGAUUUCAGAUACGUCGUUAAUGCUUGCACUAACAGCAAUUUCAGCAAAGAAGCGUCUUCUGGAGUCACGGAAGGUGAGGGAGGUGCAGUAAAAGUUAUCAAGGCGGACAACUUGAGGACACUCGGCCAGCAGUGGAACCAGUACCUCACUGAUGGAGUCUUCCAGAUCAUGGCCGAAGAAUACUGGACAUACCCUCACGUAUACAGAGAUAUGAAGAAGUACGACCCCAACCUAUACCGCAAACUGCAAUAUGCCGUGGCGAUCCUGUUUAAGGGAGACCUGAAUUAUCGCAAGCUGCUCGGAGAUCGGAAUUGUAACCCUACUACUGGGUUUGAAGCUGCUUUGCAAGGCUUCAUCCCGGCGCCAAUAAUAGCGAUUCGUACAGUAAAGGCGGAGCUUAUCUGCGGACUACCGAAGGGUCGGUGGGACCAACUCACUGCUGCUGAUGAGAAGUGGAUGCAGACUGGAGAUUAUGGCGUAAUUCAGUACUGUCCUAAAGGCGAGGCGCUGAAGGUCGCCGACCGUCCGUGCAUGGACUACUGUCAAACCUGCUUCGGAGUCAUAUGUCCUGAACACACUGAUAUAUGA
Molecule: messenger RNA, 2073 nt
Organism: Spodoptera littoralis (African cotton leafworm)
Lineage: Eukaryota; Metazoa; Arthropoda; Insecta; Lepidoptera; Noctuidae
Source: the annotation of a GenBank genome assembly